Messenger RNA from Bacidia gigantensis, 789 nucleotides. RefSeq lists its product as uncharacterized. NCBI's taxonomy places the organism in Eukaryota, Fungi, Ascomycota, Lecanoromycetes, Lecanorales, Ramalinaceae. The coding region runs from base 1 to 789 and encodes 262 amino acids. The transcript has a single exon. The record is from RefSeq and is a predicted model, not a curated record.
AUGUCAUCCCAACCACGCGUCCUCCUCCUCGGAGGUCACGGCAAAGUUUCUCAACUUCUCACCCCUUUGAUCCUUUCUCGAAAUUGGCAUCUCACAAGUGUAAUCCGCGAUCGAGCGCAAGAACCUACCAUCACUGCUCUGGCUCCCUCUUCACACGUACAAAACCUCGACGUCCUUGUCUUCAGCGUUGAAGAUUCCCACGCAGAAGCCAAGUCCAUCAUUGCUUCCACCAAACCAGAUUAUGUCGUAUGGAGUGCGGGUGCAGGAGGUAAAGGUGGGCCCGAACGGACGAAAGCUGUGGACCAGGUCGCGGCCAUAGCGUUUAUUAAGGCCGCUGCAGAGGAGGGGAGUGGAGUGAGUAAAUUCUUGCUGGUCAGCUAUGUGGGCUCGAGAGCGAAGAAGGCGCCUUGGUGGAGCGAGGAGGAGUGGAAGGCAUCCCAGGAUGGGAAUAAUGGGGCACUGAGAAACUAUUAUCCUGCAAAGUUAGCAGCAGAUAGGGUCUUGACCGCUGCAGGGCGGAAGAGAGGGAACGGAUUUGCGGCGAUUUGUUUGAGGCCGGGGAGUCUUGGGGAUGAAGAGGAGGAGGGGCUAGUAAGCCUAGGGAAGACGAAUGCGAGAGGGAAGAUUAGCAGGAGUGACGUCGCUAGGGUCGCUGCUGAGCUGUUGGACAGAGUGGGAAGGAGUUGUUGGUUGGAUCUAUUAGAGGGUGAGGAGAAAAUCAAGGAUGCUGUUGAGAGGUGCGUUCGGGAGGGUGUUGAUACCGUCGAGGGAGAAGACGUGGAAGGGUAG